ACAAAGCAAGCCACCGUCGCAGUGUUGGAGUAGCAUUUUUCCACAGCGGAUGUGUCGAUAACGGGUUCGUCGGUAAUUAGUGGAUUUAGUGCGUCGCGGAAAUGGACCCGAAACCCGAGGAGGAUGCGGAUCUGCUCGAGGUGAUGCCGUCGCAACCGUCGGCACCGCCACCACCACUAGCUUCAUCGGCAGGCCCCUCGGCGGGGCGUAUUCGAUCAAAGAACUGCGACGUACGCGGGUGCAACUCGAACAGUUUGCGCAAUCCGGAGCUGCUGUUUGUGGCCGUUCCGGGACAAAAUGCACCGGAGCGGCGGUUCGUGUGGCUUACGCUGAUGCAGGCCAUUCGGGACAAGAAGCGGAGCUACGUCUGCUCGCGCCACUUUGCGGUACCAGAAGACUUUAAGGACUUUCACGAGUUCAUUACGGCUCCGCCUGGUUACAAGCGUCAGCUUAUGGUGAAGAGGGGUGUCGUGCCCCACUUCAACAUGCCCCCAUUAAAUAUUCCCGGUCUGCCGCCGUUGAACGACCAUUGGCAGUUGACCCUGCCGGUCGGGAUGACGGAAACGGAUCAAAUUCGACAGGCAAGGGUUUCCGAGAUGUUUGGCGGGGGUCAUCUUCAGGGUCCGGCCGAAACGUCGGUCGCUAGUAACAACAGAUCAGUGGCUUGCACUAAUCCACAGGCCAGUCCGGUUAAGCGUGCCGUAAAGGCCGUUCAGACGGAAACGGUCUUCUCGAGCGGACAACGCAAGAUGCAAGCUAGUUUGCAGUAUUGCAGAUUGUGCCUUCAACGGCAGGAUUUGGAACCGAUAUUCACCGGUGAUCAGACGCUCAUUGAGCCCGAUUUGAUUGAUAAAAUUUACGGAUGCACGCAAAUUUUGAUCACCAUAGAAAAUGACUUUCCGUCCUCGAUCUGCACCAACUGCUACCAGAACGUACAACACUUCAUCACGUUCCGCCGGUCCGUUCAGAAGAACGAUCAAUCGCUCCGAUCGACAGCGGCCACCAUCGGAACAUUUAAGCCGGCCCCAUGUCCACCACUUCCGGCACCGACUAGUUCUUCACCCGCCGCGGUCACAGCCGUGCCGGCUCGAACCAAAACCAUUGGCAAAGUGACACCGAUGCGACCAGUUCCAACAGCUUCCGCACCGGUUCGCGCCUCGUUGGCUUCUCCGCAGUGUCCCGGAAUCGUCCCGUUGGCACCCUGGAGCCUGCCAAAGUCACAGACCGUUCAGCAACAGCCGGCAUCACAGCGUCCUCGAGUGUACGCACCGCAGCGUACGAUAAUCCGGAAGCUGCCAUUGGAUCAAUCUAAAGACACUUCCGGGAAUGCUGCUGACAUUGAUCCGUUCGCAAACGUUGAAGAAAGUUCCGUCGCAGGAUGGGACAACCAGCAGGAAGGUGUUCAAAUGGCCGAUCGCGUGGUGCCUGUUACACUGAUCCGGGUUCAACCGGAACGGGAAGAGGAAGAAGAGGAGGACGACGAAGUCGUUGAAGUCCCAAAUGAACCUGAACAGACGCAACCUGCAGAGGACAACUCUCGACGAAACUUCCUGCAACCGAAACCGCUCGAACAGCUACUGGAAAAUGCCCGCAAAUCUGCAACCGAGACGGAACCGGAAGUUCUGCAAGCGGUUGAGCUGAUUCCAUCAGCUGUUGCGCAGGAAGUGGUCAAGCAGCGAAACGCUCCCAAGAUUUUCCUGCGAAAGGCGCCUGUCCCAACGAAACGGUUAAGCCCGGUUUCCACCCUUUCGAAGGUUAAGGACACGCCCAAGUUCAGUACCGUUCCCAAAGUCGUACGAGCCGUCAAGUUUCCGGGCACGCUUACUACGCUGUUUUCCGGAGUUCGGAAACCGGCAAAGUCACUGAAAAGCACUGCCAGUCCGGAACUGACAAAAUUCAAAGCUGUAGUCAGCCCGAAACCCGUUGAAAGUCCCAAGCCGGAAUCGUCAGUUCCAGAGAAGCAGAAACCUGCACCGCAACCCAAGCCGAAAGCUCCGACACCAACAGCGCAGGUUCUCAAAGAGGUUAAAGUUCCAGAGGAAUCUCCGAAAGCGCCAAUCCGACCGAAACCGAAGUUGCUUUCAUCGACGAAACCGAAGCAGAAAGAGAAUGAACCAACCCGACCGAAACCUAAGCAGAAGGAGAACGACAUUCUGGAAAGUCCACAAUCCGAAACCUCCACCGUACCGGAAGUAGCUUCGCCCCGUUCGGCUCGAGCACGCAAAAUUCCCGCCAAAUUCCAGGACACGGUCGGCUUUCCGAUGCCCAUAAUUGUGAUCAAGCCAGAUCCGGAUACCCCAUCAAAGGACGAUGAGACGCCGCGAGCGAAACUUCCGGAGGUUAAAUCCGCAUCCGAGCUGCCGGAACUACGAGUGCGCGUCCAGGAUGCCAGAGCACGGCAUUCCGCGGGUAAGCCUGCCGAGGCCAUUCCAAAAACGCGCCUUUCCGCUGGGAAGACGCAAACGCCGGUGAUAACGAAGGAACCUGAGAAAAAAGUUCAAGCCGUCAAGGUGAAGGAAGUGGAGAAAAAGACGGUUACUCCGGUUUUAAAGUCCAAGGAACCCGUGAAAAGCGUUGCGAAGUCGGCGCCGGUCCCACCGUCAAAACCCAAGGAAGUCGAGAAGAAAUCUUCAAAGGUACAGAUCGCCGUCAAAGAAAAAGUCAUGCGGGGGCGUCCAUCGAAGGAGGCACCGCCGGAAGAGCCUCCGACACGUUCAACCAAGCGGAAAUCCAUUCCUGACGCGAAGGAAUCACCACGGACGAAGCGCGCUAGCUUGGAAACGGCGCCACCGAAAGUUUCCAAACCGAAUGGUUCCCGACAAAGCGCACCGGCGAAAACUUCACCUGCUGCACCCGUAGCGACUCCGGCGCCACGAGCCUCCGCCUGUCCUUUCUGCUCGAAUCGAACGUUCGACGAGAAGAAAGCGCUGGUCAAGCACCUGCGGAAGAGGCACGGCAUGGACUAUGCAACGGUGAGACAGCGGUUAGCGAUCUACGGCGGAAACUGGUGAGCGGAAGGUUCCGGAAGACUUAUUGUUGUUUUUGUACUAUAUUUUAACUUGAGGUUUAUAAGCUGUUUCUUCUUUGAACUUUAAAUAAAUGCACUAUCGGUUUAAGCUUGACCACUCGAA
This is a messenger RNA of Culex pipiens pallens (northern house mosquito), 3131 nucleotides long. RefSeq names its product titin-like. NCBI's taxonomy places the organism in Eukaryota, Metazoa, Arthropoda, Insecta, Diptera, Culicidae. Bases 102 to 3011 code for a protein of 969 amino acids. Gene Ontology annotation, cellular component: nucleus. Gene Ontology annotation, molecular function: zinc ion binding. The record is from RefSeq and is a predicted model, not a curated record. The transcript is spliced from 3 exons.